This is a messenger RNA of Dioscorea cayenensis subsp. rotundata (Guinea yam), 2506 nucleotides long. Its product is annotated as probable acyl-activating enzyme 17, peroxisomal. Bases 61 to 2229 code for a protein of 722 amino acids. The record is from RefSeq and is a predicted model, not a curated record. The transcript is spliced from 14 exons. NCBI's taxonomy places the organism in Eukaryota, Viridiplantae, Streptophyta, Magnoliopsida, Dioscoreales, Dioscoreaceae.
UUAUUUGGUAUCAAUGUGGGUUCAAUGCUUAUCUCUUGAAACAUAGUAGACUGGUUGCUAAUGGAGUACCAGCCGUUGGAUCUCAUCACGGUUGAUGAAAUCUCAGCCGUUGGAGUUCCAUCGGACGAUGCGGAGAGGCUUUGUUCGGAGCUCGCAGCCAUCGUCGCCGAGCACGGGAGCUCCGGCCCGGAGACAUGGAAGAGCAUCUCACGGCGGCUCCUCAGCCCCGACCAGCCCUUCGCCGUCCACCAGAUGAUGUACUAUGGCUGCUACAAAGGUUAUUACUCGGAUACUCCUCCGGCUUGGAUCCCUGACAGGGAGACCGCAGUGUUGACCAAUAUUGGUAAAUUACUAGAGAGUCGAGGAAAAGAAUUACUUGGCUUAAGAUAUAAAGAUCCCAUCUCAAGCUUUUCUGAUUUUCAAGAAUUUUCCACCUUAAAUCCUGAGGCAUAUUGGAAAAUGGUGCUUGAAGAGAUGAGGAUAUCCUUCUUUGUGCAACCUUCUUGCAUCUUGCAAGAAAAUCCUUCUUUCCCUGGCGGACAAUGGUUUCCUGGGGCUUUUCUCAAUUCUGCUUGGAAUUGUUUGAAUUUGAACGACAAAAAAAGCUUGGAAGAUGUAGCAGUUAUAUGGAGGGAUGAAGGAUAUGAUUUACUACCAGUGCACCGCAUGACACUGAACGAAUUGCGUGCAGAAGUCUGUCUAGUUGCAAAUGCAAUUGAAACAUUGGGAUUAUCAAAAGGAUCUGCGAUUGCCAUUGAUAUGCCAAUGACUGUGAAUGCUGUAAUUAUCUACCUCGCUAUUGUUCUAGCAGGCUUUGUAGUUGUCUCCAUUGCUGAUAGCUUUGCUCCACUUGAAAUAUCAACGAGACUUACAAUAUCAUCAGCAAAAGCAAUAUUUACCCAGGAUUUUAUACCCCGUAGUGAUAAGAAACUUCCUUUAUACAGUAGAGUCAUUGAUGCCAAUGCGCCUCUGGCAAUUGUCAUCCCUGCUAGUGGAUCCACCUUCAGCUGUGAAUUACGCACUGGUGACAUAUCCUGGCUAGACUUUUUGGGAAGAGUUGCAUGUUCUAAGCCAAAUGAGUAUGAUGCAGAAAAACAACCUGUAGAUGCGUUCACCAACAUCCUAUUUUCUUCCGGAACCACAGGUGAACCAAAAGCGAUUCCGUGGACACAUGCAACUCCUAUCAAGGCUGCGGCCGAUGCUUGGUGUCAUAUGGAUGUUCAAAAGGGUGAUGUAGUUGCAUGGCCUACUAAUCUUGGAUGGAUGAUGGGUCCUUGGCUUGUUUAUGCCACUUUACUUAAUGGAGCUUCCAUGGCUCUAUACAAUGGCUCUCCCCUUGGCUCUGGAUUUGCAAAAUUUGUACAGGAUGCAAAAGUAACAAUGCUAGGGGUGGUUCCAAGCAUUGUUCGAGCUUGGAAAAAUGCGAACUGUACAGCAGGUUUCGAUUGGUCUAACAUUCGAUGCUUUAGCUCCACCGGUGAGGCAUCCAGCGUAAAUGAGUACUUGUGGUUGAUGGGAAGAGCUCACUACAAGCCUGUUAUAGAAUAUUGUGGUGGCACUGAGAUCGGUGGUGGAUUUGUUACUGGUUCACUUCAGCAACCUCAAGCAGUGUCUGCUUUUAGUACACCCGCCAUGGGAUGCAAUCUUCUGAUCCUCGACAGUGAUGGAAAUCCUCUUCCACGAAAUACACCAGGUAUCGGCGAGCUAGCCCUUGACCCAACUAUGUUUGGUUCAUCAACAACAUUACUAAAUGCAGAUCACUAUGAUGUUUACUUUAAAGGCAUGCCAACUUGGAAUGGAAAAGUCCUCCGGAGACAUGGAGAUGAAUUCGAAUAUACAGCCGGAGGAUAUUAUAAGGCGCACGGUCGUGCAGAUGACACUAUGAAUCUAGGUGGCAUUAAGAUAAGUUCAAUUGAGAUCGAGCGAGUCUGUAAUGGAGUCGAUGAGAGCAUCCUUGAAACAGCUGCGUUUGGGUUGCCACCUUCCGGAGGUGGACCAGAGCAGUUAGUCAUUGCAGUUGUCUUCAAAGAUCAAACAUUGUCAUCACAAAUUAAUAUGGAUCAAUUAAAACAGGCGUUUAAUUCUGCAUUGCAGAAGAAGCUAAAUCCUUUGUUCAAGGUUUCAUCUGUUAUGGCUGUUCCAUCCCUUCCCCGAACAGCUUCGAACAAAGUGAUGAGAAGAGUUCUUAGGCAGCAAUCUUCCCAACUCGGCAAACUCUCGAAAUUUUAAAGAUGCAAAUGUUCUCAGAUAUCGACAUCUGAUCUAUAUAUCUUUGUCGAGUCCAUCCUCAUGCAAACAAGAUUGUCAUUGAAGAAACUUUGUUUUUCUAGUAACAUGUUACAGAUGCUUUCUUCCAACAGCAGAAUAAUACUUCAAAAUCUCAUUCGAACCGAUGUAGAAUACGAUUUUGGCAAAUCUUGAUCUUCGUCUUUGUAAAAAAUACGUGGAAUAUUUCUGUAAAUUAAUAAACAUAAUGCCGAGAACAUUUUGUGCAUUCUUUGAUUAA